This is a messenger RNA of Brachypodium distachyon (stiff brome), 1649 nucleotides long. RefSeq lists its product as uncharacterized. The record is from RefSeq and is a predicted model, not a curated record. Bases 158 to 1195 code for a protein of 345 amino acids. The transcript has 2 exons. Lineage: Eukaryota; Viridiplantae; Streptophyta; Magnoliopsida; Poales; Poaceae.
GUCGAACCAGACCAGAUAGCGGAACGGCAGCGUCGCGUCGGCCGGCGGCACCCUCCCAACGCCACAGACGAGAUCCGAAGCCGACCCACCCCCGCACUCCACCGGCAGCAGAGCAGCGCCGCCGCCACCACCUCCGAUCCAGCCACCCCCGCAAGCGAUGGCGCUCCUGUCGCCGGGCAGCCCCACGGCGCGGCUGCUCACGGUGCCGUCGCUGCUCCUGCUGCUCUCCUGCGCCGCGCUUCUCGUCUUCCUCCUCCUCCCGGGCCUCUCCCCUUCCCCGUCCCCCUCCGCGGGCGCCCACCUCUGCGCCUGCGCCGACCCCGUCACCACCCACACCACCACCAGCGUCACCACCACCACCACCACCGCCUCCCCCGCGCCCGUCGCCACCUCCCCCGACGACGUCGCCUGGCUCAAGGCGCAGCUCGCCUCCAACUCGCUCGCCCUCCUUCUCGCAUCCGCCGGGGACGACGCCUGGCACCGCCUCCGCAAGGGCAUCAACCCCCGCACCCGCCAGCAGCAGCUCUUCGACAUCAACAGGCACCACGGGAUCUCUCAUUACCCCGAUGAAGAGGCGACCAACCACACGGCGCUGCCUUGCCCCGGGGAGCUCCUAGUCGAGGAGCACCACAGUAACUACGGCGAGCCAUGGGCCGGUGGCCGCGAUGUUUUCGAGUUCCUUGCGAAUGCCUCUGCUCUCGUGCCCAGGGACCAGGUCCUUGAAAUCGGGUGUGGGACGCUCCGUGUUGGUCUGCAUUUCAUCCGGUUCCUUGAGACCGGGAGGUUCCACUGCCUGGAGCGUGAUGAGCUGUCCCUCAUGGCUGCGCUUCGUUAUGAGCUGCCAUCGCAGGGGCUGUUGUACAAGCGGCCGAUGAUUGUCAGAGGGGAGGAUAUGGAUUUCAGUAAGUUCGGGGAUACGGUUAUGUAUGAUCUUAUUUAUGCGAGUGCCGUGUUCCUCCAUAUUCCAGAUAAGCUUGUUUGGACCGGGCUUGAGAGGCUUGCUGGGAAGCUGAGGCCACAGAGAGGCAGGAUUUUUGUGUCACAUAACAUUAAGUUCUGCUCAAGGUUGGGCGGUGACGAGUGCACACGUCGACUUGCGGAACUGGGGCUUGAGUAUGUUGGCAAGCACACUCAUGAUAGCUUGUUGUUUAACCAUUACGAGAUAUGGUUUGAAUUUCGAAGGCCAAAAGUUUAGAUCUUGAUGGUUCAGGAAGGUAGAUACGUUUGGUUUCUGUUUUGUGAUUUUGGAUGCGUGAAGCAAAGAGCAAGCCAUGCCCUGUACGCUAAUGAGUUCUGACCUUGGAUCAAGAUCACUGUUUGCUCUGCCUGAGUUGGAGGAUGUCCACAAAAGAUCAUGGCGGAAAGGUACCACUGCACUCGAGUCACAUUACAUUUCAGUGAGUGGCUGUGGAAGUCUUUAGCUUUAGUUACCACCAAUUAUUGGUUGUACUGUAAUUUCAGUGAUGUUUAUGGUAGUUAGGGCCAAACUAGUAUGCUAUACAUUUUUCAGUCCAACAGCUGCCUACAAUGGUCGAGCAGCAGUUGUAUCACCAAGCAAGGUUUAUGUAUUUAAUGAAAGGCCUUUUACCAAUGAGUACUGGAAUACACUUUGUUAUGCUAUAUGAUAUCUUCAUAAAUAGUCAGAUGCA